AAAUAAAUAUCAUCCCAGGGGGUCGCAGUCUUCAUCUUCCUCUUCCUCGUCCAAAUCUUCCUGCUGUUUCCCAUAGCUUUCCCUCAUGCUUGCAAGAAGGCUAUCGUACAUCAAUUCCUCCUUUCUCUUCCUCAAACCGGGCACCAACUCCUCUCGCCCAGUCCUCAAACCCCUCGUCCUCCCCGAUCACCAUCUCACCACCAUCGCCGCCCACCCCCGCCCCCCCGAUCUACCCUCCCAACUUGCCCGCUUCUGCUCCCUCUUGAAGCGCAGACGCUAUGCCGCUGCCAAGUCCCUCCUCAAGUCCCUGGCCACCGCCGACGGCCUCGCCCAUCCCUUCCCCUCCCUGGCUCCCUCCGUCGAGGCCUCUUGCCGGGCAGCCGUCGUCCCCUUUGCCGACGCGCUCGACAUGCUCUUCAGGGUGUACUCCGACGCCGGCAUGACCGACAGAGCCCUCGACGCCUUCGAGCUCUUGCUCGGCCGGUUCGGCCGGGUCGAGGAGCGGUCUUGCACCAUUUAUCUCCAGGCGCUGCGGAGGUCUGGCCGCUCCGACUUGGCCCAUCGGUUCCUUCUCCGGAUGCUUGAUUUGGACUCUAUCGAUGUCUCGGCAUACUCAAUGGCGAUCGUCGUGGAUGGAUUAUGCAAGAAUGGAGACAUCAAGAUUGCACGGGAGUUAAUCGACGAAAUGUUCCUUGGAGGACUGAGGCCAAAUGUCAUGUCCUACAAUUCUUUGGUCGAACAUUACGCUAAGAGGAAGGAUUAUGGCUCGACGAAUGACAUACUAGUCUUGAUGGAAGAAAGGGGUGUUGAAGCUAGUGUUGGGACUUACACUAUUCUGGUUGAUGCGUACUCUGAUUCGGGCAAGAUUGACAAAGCCGAGAAAGCAUUUGAGGAAAUGAAGAAAAAGGGUUUGACGGGGGACAUCUAUGCGUACACUUCGAUGAUCAAUGCAAACUGCAGGAUGGGAAACAUAAAGAGAGCACUCGCCCUGUUUGAUGAGUGUGUCGAGCGAGGCCUUCAGCCCACUGACCACACAUAUGGAGCAUUGAUCAAUGGACUUUGCAAGCAUGGACAGAUGCUGGCCGCAGAGAUGCUGAUGGACGAAAUGCAGCACAAGGGAAUCAACCUCAAUCAGAUUAUAUUGAACAUGAUGAUCGAUGGGUACUGCAAGAAAGGGAUGGUGGACAAAGCACUCAACUUUAAAGCUAUCAUGGAGAAGAAAGGAAUUGAGCUCGAUGUGUACACUUAUAACACGAUGGCUUGUGGGCUGUGCAAGUGCAACAAGAUCAGCGAGGCUAAGAAUCUUCUGCAUGUUAUGGUCGAGAGAGGAGUUGUUCCCAACACUGUGAGCUAUACAACAUUGAUAGAUAUACUCUGCAAAGAAGGUGAUAUGGUCGAGGCAAGGAGGCUUUUUAGAGAGAUGGGUAACAAGGGUGCAAACCCUAGUAUCAUAACAUACAAUGUAAUGAUAGUUGGUCAUAGCAAGAAAGGAAGUAUUAGGGAGGCUGAGAGGCUCAAGAAGGAGAUGGAGAUGAAAGGUAUGUUAGCUGAUGUGUACACAUACACUUCACUCAUUCAUGGGCUCUGCAUCAACCGGAAGCUUGAUGAUGCAAUGAACUUGCUUAUGGAGAUGAAGAAAAGGAAUGUGCAGGCCAAUGCUGUGACAUAUACUGCACUGAUCUCAGGGUUGUCUAAAGAAGGGAGGUCGGAUGAGGCAUUUAGGUUGUAUGAUGAGAUGCUGGGGGCAGGAAUUACUCCAGAUGAUCCAGUCUAUUCUUCUCUUGUAAGCAGCCUCCAUAAUGCAAAGGAAGGUGAAGCUUUGGUUGACAGAAAUCUGGUGCAUAGGGCUGAAAAUAGCACUAUUAGAAGCCAGAACAUAGGGUGAUGCUUUUAUCAAGAUAUCUAAAUCCCAACAGAUAUGGUAUAUGCACAAGUCUAUCAUGCUUGUGUUGGAUUGACGAGUCUGAAACCAGUUUAUGCUUGUGUCACCAGACCGAUUGUGUAUGAUCUGAGAAGUUUGAGAAGUCAGUUUACAAGAGGAUAUAUGUAGUGACUCGUGAAUCCAAAAUACAGUGGUCUUUUCUUCUUACAAAUAGCCAUGACUCGAAGACGACAAAUGUCAAGGCUAUGCUUCUUGAGCAGGUUUAACUCAUGGUAUCUGUCCGAAGCAUCUUUACUUCUCUAAUGCGUAAUCAGGCCACGUGAGAGUUGGAAGCAAAAUUCCUUCUAACCUUUAUGAUGAGAAUUUGUUGUUAUCACCAUGGAUGGUCAAGAAUUAAACCACCCAUAUAUCCAUCCUGCAAACUAGAAUGUUUCUUUCAUGGUCCCAUCGGGUAAAAUUUUUCAUGAUUUCUCUUAAAUUUUAAUUUUUUUUUUAUCAAUGAUGUCAUUUCAUCUAAGAUGUAGAUGAUAUAUGAUCUAAUGUAUAUGCUUAAUGCUCUCUUUUA
Molecule: messenger RNA, 2447 nt
Organism: Musa acuminata subsp. malaccensis (wild Malaysian banana)
Lineage: Eukaryota; Viridiplantae; Streptophyta; Magnoliopsida; Zingiberales; Musaceae
Product: pentatricopeptide repeat-containing protein At2g32630-like
Molecular function (GO): protein binding; mRNA binding
Source: RefSeq, a predicted model, not a curated record